GAGAGAGAGAAAGAGAGAGAGAGAGAGAGAAUAUAGGCAUGGAUCACUAAUGAUAAUGAUAUUUUUACUGCAAGAGGGACAUUGACCUAGGGCAACUAAAAGAAAAAAAAAGCUCAGUGAGUGCCAGUAACCUACAGGAAAGUAAAAAAGGAUCAUCCAAAACUGGAGGAUAAGUGUCUUCAAACCUCCCUCUUGAAAGAGUUGAAGUCACAGGAAGAGGGAAAUACAGAAGCAGGCAGGGAGUUCCAGAUGAUGAGGAUAACUAAUAACAUGAUCUUGCCUCAUUGCUAUCAGGUGACAGUACAAGUGAAUGGUUACUUUGGUGCAUGUUUUGGUGCCUGUGCCCUCACCUACGAUGAUGCCACCUCUCCCAUGCUGACUGGCGUCUCCGGCACUGUAGGCGAGGGGCUGCAGCACACCCUCACCCUGAGUGGCACGGCCAUCACUGCCACCCAGCUCACCUGCACUGUAGCACUGUGGGGCAGCUUGCAUUCAGUGGCACUCAGCAUGCAGCCGGCUGGCUCGGCACUGCUCCCCUCCUCCAUCAUCUACAUGGUGCCAGUCACCGUGGUUGCACUCAGCAUCACGGAGGGCAGCACUGGUGGACAGUAUCCUCUCACUGUGAUUGGCACUGGCUUCCCAGACAGUGAUGGGUGGGAGGCUGGCAGUGCCAUUAUGACUCUGGGUGGCAAGAAGUGUGUGGUUAUCUCUGGUGGACCCACAAAGGUCACCUGCACAGUGCCUGCUGGUGUGAGUAUAAAGUGUGUGUGUGUGUAUUUACCUAGUUGUAUUUACCUAGUUAUGCUUUAUGGGAAAAGAGUUAUGCUUGUGCUGUCCCAUCUCCAUAUCUUUUAAUAUCCAACUUAGCCUUGAAUCCAUGUAUACUUUCUUCAUUUACUAUCUCCUCAUCCCGACUGUUCCAUACAUCAAUACAAUGGGUACUUUUUGGCGUCUCUUCUACAAGCACUCCUCUUCAGCCUCUUUCCAUGUCCUCUAGUGUCCCGUGUAUCCCAGACCAUUAAGUUGCUCCGGUCCACCUCCUCUACUCCCUUAUAUGCUUUAUAUAUCGCAAUCAUGUCUUCCCUUUCUCUCCUCUUUUCCAACGUUUGUAGAUGUAUCCUUUCCAGUCUCUCUUCAUAUGACAAGUCUCUGAUACUUGGUACCAUCUUCGUAGCUGCUCUCUGAACUCUCUCCAACUUACUUUUAUCCUUUUUCUUGUAUGGCGACCAAACUACUGCUGCAUAUUCUAGUCUGGGUCUUAUCAGCGACACGAUCAUCUUCCUGACCAUCUCUUCAUCCAUAUAUGCAAAGGCCUGCCUUAUUCUUCUCAACAAGUUAUAGGUUACUCCUGUAAUUUUGCUAAUGUGUCUCUCCGGGGUCAGGUUCCCAGUCACUGUAACACCGAGAUCCUUUUCCUCUUCUGCUCCACUCAACCUUACACCAUUCAACACAUAAUUUCCUUUUACUCUUCUUGUACUUUUUCCAAAUUCUAUUACUUUACACUUCUUUAAAUUAAAUUCCAUUUCCCAUCUAUAACUCCACUCUGAUAUCUUGUUCAGGUCUUCUUGUAACGUUCCACAGUCCUCUGCACUCUCAACUUUCUUCAGCAACUUUGCAUCAUCCGCAAAAAGGCUCAUGUAGCUUUUCACCUUCUCCGUCAUAUCAUUUAUAUAGACU
Messenger RNA from Scylla paramamosain (green mud crab), 1677 nucleotides. RefSeq lists its product as uncharacterized. NCBI's taxonomy places the organism in Eukaryota, Metazoa, Arthropoda, Malacostraca, Decapoda, Portunidae. The transcript has 2 exons. Bases 250 to 855 code for a protein of 201 amino acids. The record is from RefSeq and is a predicted model, not a curated record.